GGCAAACUUCGUGCGGUAUCUCCUGUCUGUGUCUUCCUGGACUUGACCUUCUUGUGAGAUUGUAGUGUCUAGUACUCUUUCAAUGGUGCUUCGGUGUUAAUUCAAUUUUGAGCAUUGCCUCCUCAGCGAAAAGGACAAAUUAAGAGAUGGCUGUGGCUGCCAGGUCAUUUUCAAAAUUCGCUGUCAAGAACUGUGGAAGUUUAUUACGUUCUCAGGUGAGGUUUAAUUAUACAGAAACUAGGAAGAAUUUAAAAAUUGAUGCAAAUACCAAAGUGAUAUGUCAAGGUUUUACUGGAAAGCAAGGGACUUUCCAUUGUCAACAAGCACUUGAUUAUGGUACAAAGAUAGUAGGUGGAGUUAAUCCUAAGAAGGCUGGAAUAGAACAUCUUGGUAAACCAGUAUUUAAAUCUGUUAAGGAGGCAAAAGAAGCAACUGGGGCUAUUGCAACAGCUAUUUAUGUUCCUCCUCCUGCUGCAGCGUCAGCCAUUAUCGAAGCAAUUGAUGCAGAAAUGCCAUUAAUUGUUUGUAUUACGGAAGGUAUUCCUCAACAUGAUAUGGUCAAAGUAAAAAGACGAUUACUUGAACAAAAUAAGUCACGUUUAAUUGGCCCAAAUUGUCCUGGAAUAAUAGCACCUGAACAAUGUAAAAUUGGUAUUAUGCCUGGUCAUAUACAUCAAAAAGGAAAAAUUGGUAUUGUUUCGAGAUCUGGAACCCUAACUUACGAGGCUGUGAAUCAAACUACACUUGCGGGACUUGGGCAAACAUUAUGUGUUGGUAUUGGUGGUGAUCCGUUCAAUGGUACUGAUUUCAUCGAUUGUUUGGAUGUAUUUCUUACCGACCCAGAUUGCGAUGGUAUUAUAAUGAUAGGAGAGAUCGGUGGUAGUGCAGAAGAAUUUGCAGCAGAGUAUCUCAUCGCAAACAAUACUGUUGGUCCCUAUUCAAAAUUAUUGGGUGGAAAAGCUAAGCCAGUGGUAUCGUUUAUCGCUGGUCUUACAGCACCACCUGGACGAAGAAUGGGACACGCUGGUGCUAUAAUCUCAGGAGGAAAGGGUGGCGCACAAGAUAAAAUUGAUGCACUCGAAAAAGCUGGUGUAAUAGUAACAAGAAGUCCUGCACAAAUGGGUAACGAACUUUUAAAGGAAAUGACACGGCUUGGCUUAAUUAAUUAAAUCACACACUACUAUAAUUCUGUGUAGUUUUCUUCAUAUCCGUAUAAAAUAUCUUCGUGAAAAAUAAAUUGAAAGUAUGCCAUACAGCAAUAACUCACAGAACAUAGUAGUGUAUUAGAGUAUAAAAAUUAUUUCACUUGCUAAUAUUGCAUCAAUUAUUCUCAAUGAAUAGAACAUUGAUCAAUGCUGAAGAUUACAUUAAAAAUAAUGAUAUUUUUUAAAGAACUGGACUUAUUUUAACA
Molecule: messenger RNA, 1411 nt
Organism: Trachymyrmex septentrionalis
Lineage: Eukaryota; Metazoa; Arthropoda; Insecta; Hymenoptera; Formicidae
Gene: Scsalpha1
Product: succinate--CoA ligase subunit alpha, mitochondrial
Exons: 7
Coding region: 147-1169 (340 amino acids)
Biological process (GO): tricarboxylic acid cycle
Cellular component (GO): mitochondrion; succinate-CoA ligase complex (ADP-forming)
Molecular function (GO): succinate-CoA ligase (GDP-forming) activity; succinate-CoA ligase (ADP-forming) activity
Source: RefSeq, a predicted model, not a curated record